Messenger RNA from Eleginops maclovinus (Patagonian blennie), 1100 nucleotides. Its product is annotated as microfibril-associated glycoprotein 4-like. The transcript is spliced from 5 exons. Lineage: Eukaryota; Metazoa; Chordata; Actinopteri; Perciformes; Eleginopidae. The record is from RefSeq and is a predicted model, not a curated record. The coding region runs from base 54 to 803 and encodes 249 amino acids. Gene Ontology annotation, biological process: elastic fiber assembly.
CACCUCAAACAACACAGUCCAACUCAGCGUAGACCUUCCUCUCCGUGAUCAAGAUGAUGCAGCUGACAUUAUUCGUGGCUCUGCUGGGGUUUGCAGCCUCAGCGGCCUCUGGCUCGCAGUCUUUUCUGCCCGUCGACUGCAAUGACAUCUAUUGCCAUGAUAACAAGAGCCCCAGUGGGGUGUACGACAUCUUCCCCGGGGGUCCCAACACUCCCCUUAAAGUCUACAGUGACAUGAACACUGAUGGGGGAAGAUGGACGGUAUUCCUCAAGAGGAUGGAUGGGAGUGUAAACUUCUACAGGGACUGGAGUAACUAUAUGGCCGGAUUUGGGAACCAGUCAGGAGAAUAUUGGCUUGGCCUGGAAAACAUCCUCCUGCUGACUCAGAGGAAGGAAAACGAGCUGAGGGUCGACAUGGAGGACUGGGAGGGCGGGAAGGCGUACGCCAAGUACUCCUUCUUAUCCAUUGAUUCUGAGACUGACGGUUGUCAGCUUCACCUGGGCAGCUUCACUGGUGGAGACGCAGGGGAUAGUUUGACAUCACACAACAACAUGAAGUUCACAACAUUUGACAACGAUCAGGACCAGUGGGAGAAAAACUGCGCUCAGAGUUAUCUCGGUGGAUUCUGGUACAACCAAUGCCACCAUGCUAACCCCACCGGUUUGUACACCGCACCUCAAGGGCUUGUCGACGAAUAUGAACACGUUCAAGCUCUCUGGAGUACGUGGAAGGGCUGGAAGUUAUGCCUGAAGACCCUUGCCUUGAAGAUCAGAUCAGUCACUGCAUGUGCAAGCAUUCAAUAACCUGAUUAGCUGUACGCUGUUAUUGUUGACAAGUUUAUACAAAAUGUCUGACAACUUGAUCAUUCUUGUUUACCUAACUAUAAUUUUCCUUUGUGGCUAACAAUGAAAUUACUGUUUCAAUGCAACAUGUAUAUAUAUAUAUAUAUGUUAUAUUUUUUAUAGGUACGUCUUUUGAGUUAAAUGUUUUUUAAAAGGUUUUUUUUUUUUAAAUUCUGUUAACUACUGGGAAUUUUUCUCUGUUUUGGAAUUCAACACACAUGGGAAUGGCUGCCAUACACGAAGAGAUAAAUAUUUAAG